UAAUUAAAAUACAGACAUUCAAACUAAAUAUGUUUCUUUUAUUGAAAUUGGUAUUAAUAAUUUUAACAAAUAAGACGCAUGCGUAUAUCACGCAAGAUUGCGAAAUAAUAUUGCUGCCGGCAUGGAAUCCAACAGGAGCAAAAGAGAUACCAUUAACUCUGAAAGUUUUCGGAAAAUUCAUGCAGCUGAACCUGCGUAGAAAUGACCAGGUUGUAUCGUCUGCGUUCGAAGUAUGGAGAAAUAACGCAAAGGGUGUCGCAGAAAAAUUGUCGAAAUUGAAAUCUUCGAAUACUUGUUUCUAUCUUCACAAAGAUCAUGUCAGUUCUGCGGUCAUCAACUUUUGUCAAGAACAUGGAUUGGAAGGAUAUAUUUUUGUGGAAGAUAAUAUGUUAGAGAUACAGCCUUUACAGAACGUGUUUGCCCCUUUGAUCUUCACCGACGAUGUUUGCAUUAAAGAACAAAUUAAUCAAACAUUUGGCAAACCUCAUCUUAUUAAAAGAUCACUUCAAUAUUAUGAUGAUUCUAAUUUUCACCAUAUGAACAAUUUUAAACGGAAACAACGUGACGUAAAAAAUAAGGAAGAAAAUUUUACCAUAGAAUUGGCCGUAUUUAUUGAUGCAGAAACAUAUCGCCAGUUUAAGGCUGUUCUACACGAUGAUGCAAAGAUACGAGAGAUAAUGUCUGUAUAUGUGAAUUAUAUCCAGACUUGCUUUCAUCAUCCGAGUUUGGGUAUCCUCAUCGAUAUUUAUCUGAUACGUGUGAUCAUUUUGAGAAAACAACCGGCAACUUUGCCAGUUUUUGACGGCGAAAGUGAAUCACUGCUCCGUUCGUUUUGCAACUACGCGAAAACACUUAAUCCUCCAUAUGACAAUGAUCCAGGUCACUGGGACAUUGGCCUUUACAUAACACAAAUGAAUCUUUUUAAAAGUACAUCGAUAGGUUUUGGGAAGGCGACUGUACAGCGUAAAAACUAUGAAAUUUGGGGAGAAUCCUAUCACGAUGGUGCAUGCAACCCGCAUUCUUCAUGCGCGAUAGUCCAAUUUCUUCCAAAUGAAAUCGAAACUGCAGGUUUCAGAUCAUCUUUCAAUGCCGUUCAUUUAAUCGGAAAUCUUUUAGGAUUGGAACCCGAUGGGCAACAAGAAGACGAAUACAUAAUGUCACGUGCCCGACCCUAUCCAAGCAGCGUAACAUGGUCUCCAGAUAAUCGCGAGAGGAUAAAAACUUUGUUGGAAACAAAAUCGUGUUUACGAGAUAAUACGAGACGGAAAAAACUCGAUGAUGAUGACGAUGAUAAUAAUGAUGACUAUGAUGAUAAUUGGUCGACAUCUGACAUAUUUCAAGAUCCGCAAUAUUACGGUUUACCCGGAAGAGAAUGGACCGCCAAAGCACAAUGCGAAUUAUUUUUACGUGACAAAGAUGCGAACGUUGUCACGUAUCAUGAUACAUGUCAAAAUUUACAUUGCGAGACGCCUCACAAGAAUAAGUCUUACUUCGCCAAACGCGCGCUGAACGGAACUCAUUGUGCACUCGGGAAAGAAUGUCGUGGCGGAGAGUGCGUGCCCGUUAUCGAACCGCCGUACAUUUUUAAGUAUUGUGAAGAUGAUAACUGGAGUGAAUGGAAGGAAGACUCUUGUAAAAGCAGUUGCUUAAGGAAAUCCAAAGGCAUACGAGUCAAACGACGUUUUUGCGAACAUAGGACUCAUAGAACGGCGAAUUGCACAGGAUCAUAUUACGACAUGGUUUUAUGCGAUGAUUCCUUACUCUGUACUGAGGAACGAUGGACGAUCGACGAGAUUACUAUCACGAAAUGCAGGAAGUUUAGCAAAUUUGCAAAAGAUGCAAAUUUGACGGUUGAAUUGUCGGUAAAUCUGCCGGGGAGACAGUAUUCUCAUGAUGCCGAAGAACCGUGGAAAGCAUGUACUAUAUACUGUCGAAAGAAAACAUCAUCUGAUUACUACGCUCCACGCCAAGAAAUGCUCAACAUUGGUGUCGACACAUACUUUCCCGAUGGAACGUUGUGUCACAAGGAAGAUGGUCAGAAUUAUUACUGCCGCCAGCAUCAUUGUCUGCCAGAAAAUUACUCAUUCGAAGAAUAUGAAUAAUUCGAAGUAUAAUUGACGAGACAUGAUCAACAUGUAUGAAAGAGGAUGCAGGGAACUAAAAUUGCAAACCGCGUGUCAGUUUAGAACCGUUGAUCAAUUUGUUACUAUUUGAUUUAAAGUAGAGACUUUCCAAUGAAUUAUCGUUGUUAACAUCUGUUUCUCUCAUUUUUCAUUUUUUAUUUUAUAAAAACAAAGUUAUAUGAAUAAUUAUCUAGAUUCGUUUAUCAUUAAAAACAAACUUUAUCGAUUAUUGUUAGUAAAAGCAAAAGAAGAGAAUAGUAAUAAUAGAUAUGUUCAUGACAAGUAAGUAUAAUGUAUUAAAUAAAAUGGAGGCAUUAUUAUUACAUUUGAAAGAAAGUGAAGAAAUGUGAUUACGUAAAGGAGUAUAAUAAUCCGAUAUGUCAUCCAAUUCCAUACUGCUUAAUGUUUUAUUAAUGUUUUAUUAAUAUUUAAUUAAUUUGUAAAAAAAAGUAUGAAUAUUC
Messenger RNA from Linepithema humile (Argentine ant), 2584 nucleotides. Its product is annotated as A disintegrin and metalloproteinase with thrombospondin motifs adt-2-like. Gene Ontology annotation, molecular function: metallopeptidase activity. NCBI's taxonomy places the organism in Eukaryota, Metazoa, Arthropoda, Insecta, Hymenoptera, Formicidae. The record is from RefSeq and is a predicted model, not a curated record.